AUCAUUUGCUUUUUGUAUCAGACAGUGGCUGCUGGUAAUUGGGAUACUUAUCCUCAAGUCCCAAAAACUGCCAGUAUCAAUGGGUUUGCUGACCCCAUAGAAAGCAAGCUUCCUUCUUGUGCCAAAGACUGUGUCAAGUUUGAUACUGACAAUACACCAUGUCCUUACUGGGAUACUGGGUGUUUGUGUGUGAUGCCUCAAUGGUCUGGUGAAGUUGCUGAAUUUUCUUGUCUUGUUGAUGCUUGUUCCGGUACCGAUAUCAACUCUUUCACCAGUUUAGCUACUUCACUUUGUUCUUCGGCUGGUGUUGGGUCUCCAUACUGGUACAUUGCUUCUUCUGAUUCAUCACUUUUAGCCUCUGCUGCAGCAAAGACU
Hyphopichia burtonii NRRL Y-1933 is the source of this 375-nucleotide messenger RNA. RefSeq names its product CFEM domain-containing protein. The record is from RefSeq and is a predicted model, not a curated record. Lineage: Eukaryota; Fungi; Ascomycota; Pichiomycetes; Serinales; Debaryomycetaceae. The transcript has 2 exons. The annotation marks the transcript as partial.